CUAGACACUGUGCUAGACAAAGUUGUUUCUCUGCAUCCAAAAACCACGGAAGAAAGGGGAAAUAAUAGGUAGUAUAGAAAGGAAUGGUGUGGGGGUGAGAGCUACUUUACCCAGGGCACUUCCUCCUCCUCUUCCUUCCUUUCCCCCUCCCUGCAAUAGAUUUCAGGUACAAACUUCGUUUCUGAGGUGCUUUAUCCACCAAGACUGAUUCUGUUGACUAAAAUAGGAAUUCUUCUGCUAUUCAUUAGAAGUAGAAACACUGACUCUUGUUUUGGAUUUGCUUUUUCAGACCUCCUUCUGGAUGACCAAUGUGUAUUUUAACUGAUCGUAUCGGAAACUAAGUCUCUGACUUCCCAUUCAUUCCAGCUGGUAGCAACGCUUAUAAUGCAAAAAAAUCACGAUUCAGGAUCACACAAACAUUACUCUUAAAACUUUCUAGAUGAUUGUAGUUGCUUUGGUUGUGUUCUAUGCUAGCAGAAGCCUUUUUCAAAGUUUACUGUUGACAUUAGAGUACCACAUUCCCCAUUUACUGGGAGCCCUGGGGGCUGGCAAUAUGGGAAACUCAUGUGUUUGCCACGAUGACAGUGGAGCAGAAGACAAUGUGGAAUCUUGGAGUCAGCAAAUGGAGAACAGUAGAGUACAUGUACCUGAAGCAAGAAGCCACCCAAGGGACCCUGUCCGUCCACCCAGGAGGGGUCGAGGGCCUCAUGAACCAAGAAGGAAAAAACAGAAUGUGGAUGGACUAGUACUUGACACAUUGGCUGUAAUUCGGACAUUAGUAGAUAAUGACCAGGAGCCUCCUUAUUCAAUGAUCACGUUGCAUGAAAUGGCAGAAACAGAUGAAGGCUGGUUGGAAGUGGUCCAAUCUUUAAUUAGAGUUAUUCCAUUAGAAGAUCCCCUGGGACCAGCUGUUAUAAUGCUGCUACUUGAUGAAUGUCCGCUGCCAACAAAAGAUGCAUUACAGAAGUUAACUGAAAUAUUAAACUUAAGUGGAGCUGCUGCUUGCCAGGAUGCUUGUCACCCUGCCAAACACCGGAAUAUAGCGGCAGUGCUGGGCUGCUUAGCAGAGAAGUUAGCAGGUCCUGCGAGCAUAGGCUUACUCAGCCCAGGCAUAUUGGAAUAUUUACUUCACAGCCUGAACUUCCAGUCCCAUCCGACAGUGAUGCUUUUUGCACUAAUAGCACUGGAGAAGUUUGCACAAACAAGUGAAAAUAAAAUGACAGUUUCUCAAUCAUGCAUUAGCGACCAACUGAUCCUGCUUGAGAAAUGGACAGAUAAUCCAGACUAUUUAAAACGCCAGGUUGGGUUCUGUGCCCAGUGGAGUUUAGACAAUCUGUUUUUAAAAGGCGGCAGGCAGUUUACAUAUGAGAAGGUUGACUUGACCAACAUUAGGGCUAUGCUGAACAGUAACGAUGUCAGUGAAUACCUGAAGAUCUCUCCACAUGGAUUAGAGGCUCGAUGCGAUGCCUCAUCCUUUGAAAGCGUUAGAUGUACAUUCUGCGUCGAUUCUGGAGUUUGGUACUAUGAAGUUACAGUCAUUACUUCAGGAGUGAUGCAGAUAGGAUGGGCUACCAGAGACAGCAAAUUUCUCAAUCAUGAAGGUUAUGGCAUUGGGGAUGAUGAAUAUUCCUGUGCCUAUGAUGGCUGCCGGCAGCUGAUUUGGUAUAAUGCCAGAAGUAAACCACAUUCCCAUCCCUGUUGGAAAGAAGGAGACACAAUAGGAUUUCUACUAGACUUGCACGAAAAGCAAAUGAUCUUCUAUUUAAAUGGAAACCAGCUUCCUGCUGAGAAGCAAGUAUUUUCAUCUGCUAUAUCUGGCUUUUUUGCUGCAGCUAGUUUCAUGUCCUAUCAACAAUGUGAGUUCAACUUCGGGGCAAAACCUUUCAAAUACCCACCAUCAAUGAAGUUUAGUACCUUUAAUGAUUAUGCCUUUCUGACAGCAGAAGAGAAGAUCGUUUUGCCCAGGCACAGGCGCCUGGCUUUGUUGAAGCAAGUGAGUAUCCGAGAGAACUGUUGCACGCUUUGCUGUGAUGAGGUAGCAGAUACAGAACUCGGGCCGUGUGGACACAGUGACCUAUGUAUGGAGUGUGCCUUGCAGCUGGAGACCUGCCCUUUGUGUCGACAGGAGAUACAAACCCGAGUCAGACAGAUCUCUCACAUUUCAUGACACACAUGGAGAAAUACCACACUUGUUUUCAAUGAACUACAACCAAUGCUGAAAGGGGAAAGAAUCUCCGACCAAUCUUUACGCACAU
Messenger RNA from Strigops habroptila (Kakapo), 2255 nucleotides. Its product is annotated as RING finger and SPRY domain-containing protein 1-like. Lineage: Eukaryota; Metazoa; Chordata; Aves; Psittaciformes; Psittacidae. Gene Ontology annotation, molecular function: protein binding; ubiquitin-protein transferase activity. Gene Ontology annotation, cellular component: cytoplasm. The record is from RefSeq and is a predicted model, not a curated record. The transcript is spliced from 14 exons. The coding region runs from base 440 to 2167 and encodes 575 amino acids.